AUGAUGCUUGCACAAGAAAGACCCUACAGAUCACCAAGGAGCCCAACCUCCAACCAGGACCGUUCGUGUCAUAUGAUGCCUCCUCCACAACGGAAAAUGGGUUCCGAGAGUCUCAAUAGCAGAACACUGAUGGUCUCGAAGCACGUGCCCCAAUCUGUUCUCUUGCCAUUGACUUUCGAAGAACCAACGAGGCAGAACUUUCCAUGUAACCGCUUUGCCCUUCGGCCUCGCAAUGAGGCCUCCUCACAGCAGACUCCAUCUGGGCAGACCACAGCCAGGAAGAGUGAAUCUCUUCCAGUAUUGGUGACACCAAGGUGUCAGAACCUGAACAGAGCGAAAAGGCGUCGUGAAGAUGAAAGCGACAGCGACAUCGAAGAAGACGAAGAACUAUGCAGAUUAAACUUUCCAAAGAAGCUGCUGCUGUCCUUUGAUUAA
This is a messenger RNA of Cylindrotheca closterium, 435 nucleotides long. The record is from the annotation of a GenBank genome assembly. NCBI's taxonomy places the organism in Eukaryota, Bacillariophyta, Bacillariophyceae, Bacillariales, Bacillariaceae.